CAUGCAACAAAAGACGUUUCGACCAUUAAAUUUUGUGUUUUCGCAAUUUAGUUAAGACUUCUAAUCGAAUAAAUGUUUUCAAGUAAUUGUAGAAUACUUACACGGAUAUUGAACACGGUAUGUGAACGAAGCAUACGGAAAUAUGUUUCUCCACCUAAGCGAUUCUACCGUAAAACCGGUGUUGUUUCCAGCAAUGGACGAUACGAGAUCACGCUGGACCAACGGAAGCUUAAAACCCCGAAAGGUGCUCCGUUCUUUGUGGAAAGUGAACCGCUAGCUAUCGCAAUUGCGACCGAAUGGGACGCUCAGAGGGAAGUGGUGGAUCGAUCCAGUAUGCAUUUGACAGCCCUCAGUAGUACGGUGAUCGACAACCCCAAUAAUUUGCAGAAGCCGGAUAUUGUAAAUUAUCUGGUCAAUUAUUUAAACACCGACGCUAUUCUUUUUCAUACAGCGGAAGAAAAAGGACUUAAAAAACUGCAACUGGCGGAGUGGAGUCCGGUGAUAGAUUGGUUCAACAAACGUUAUGAAGUGCAGUUGGUUGCCACCGAUGGGCUGGAAGUACCUAGCUUCGCUCCCGGGACAGCAAUGAACAUUAGUCGUUACUUGUCGUCCUACAGUGUGGCAGCUCUGCACGGGUUUAUGUUUGCCGUCGAUACCAUCAAAUCGCUGAUACUAACUUGUGCAUGUGUGGACCGUUUCAUAUUGCCGGAGAGGGCAGUUUUGUUGGCCCGACUAGAGGAGGAAUAUCAGCUGGGACACUGGGGACGUGUCGAAUGGGCCCACGAUGUGCAACAGCUUGACUCGCAAGCUCGUCUUGCGGCCGCUAUUCUUAUGGUUCACUUUAAUUCUAGUAAUGUUUCCAUAAAGCAAAAAAAUGUUUAGGGCUUUCGGAAAAAAAUGAA
This is a messenger RNA of Sabethes cyaneus, 902 nucleotides long. Its product is annotated as ATP synthase mitochondrial F1 complex assembly factor 2. NCBI's taxonomy places the organism in Eukaryota, Metazoa, Arthropoda, Insecta, Diptera, Culicidae. Gene Ontology annotation, cellular component: mitochondrion. Gene Ontology annotation, biological process: mitochondrial proton-transporting ATP synthase complex assembly. Bases 73 to 882 code for a protein of 269 amino acids. The transcript has 4 exons. The record is from RefSeq and is a predicted model, not a curated record.